CGACACGCACACACAUCAUCAGAAAGACUAAGGGAUGGCCAUCAAGGAACGCCUGAUGCACGCGAAGACCUUCAAGAACGGAAACUAAACAUCAACUUUUUUCGAACACAUCAUACUACAAUUGUUCAUCGUAACAACAAACGUCGGGGUAACUUCUAUAGACAAGAGAAAGAGACAGACAAUGAUGUUUUCCAGAACAGUUCUAGUAUUGGCACUCGCAUCUACUGCGAGUGCUUUCACUCCUUCUGCCCGAUCUACGGCACAACAGGUAAGAUUUUGGAAGAAAAACGUCGUUCGUUACGAACGUCUUACGUGUGAGGAUUCCUCCAGGGCAAGCAAUAUUUUUUCUUGAGAAAUACAACGCAAUAAUAAUGUAGCAGUAGACGAUGAGUGAAGAUUCAAUUAGAACCAACGACAAUGAACAUGUUAUGAACGGCCUUGGAUCACUCGGAACAGGCUAUCGUGAUGAUGGGAAACUACGUCAGUACGGCAUCUCAACGUACACUUCAGUACUAUUUUCUACGAUGCGUGAAAACAUUUUUAUGGAGAUCUAAUGAGGGAACUCAUCUAUUUAAAUCGAGAAGACGGAUAGGAUAAGAGUUCGGAUAGCAGACAAGCUGCAAGAAGAAGAUAGAAAUCGAGCUGCCUCGAGAGAAUUAGGUGUACUUUCCUUCUAGCGCUCGUUGUGCCAAACAUUACGUACGCGCGAUUACCGAGUAGCCCCCCUUCCCAUCGCAAAUCAUAUUAUACAUCACCACUAACGUCAUUCCUGUUUUCUAUCAUUAAUAAUUCGCAUAUGUUACUUUUCUAAAAUCAGGUCGGACAGAUCGUUGAGGAACGUCAACGAUUCCAACCCCAGACAUCGGCCAUCUUUGUUGGCGAUGACGUAAUGGAUGAUGACAUUGAGUCCCCCCCCGAAGAGGAUUACAUUGUCAACGUCGGUGACAUUGAAGAAGAUGCCGAUGACGGAACAGAAGACGAUGGUCAACCACCCGCCUGGUACGAAUCGCAGCAGCGACUCGAGAAGAUGCGAGCUGAUGUUCGACGACACGACAACGACACCGGAUCGCCUGAAUUCCAAGUGGCUGGUAUGACUGAACGUAUUUCUUACCUGACAAAGCACUUGCAACAGCAUCCUAAAGACUUUUCCACUCGUCGUGGACUUGUUGCCAUGGUAAACAAGCGUCGUCGCCUUCUAAACUACCUAUUCAAAGAAGACCAAGACCGUUACGUCGCCGUUGUCCAAUCAUUGGGCAUCCGUCACAAGCCACCUGGCCGAUACGACAGAGAAGAGCAAUAUUCGUCGUACCCCAAGCAAAAGGCAGUCAAGAAGCACUUGAUGAAGAGAAAAUAAGAAUUGGGACAAUAAGAGUUAAUGUCGAGA
Messenger RNA from Pseudo-nitzschia multistriata, 1384 nucleotides. Lineage: Eukaryota; Bacillariophyta; Bacillariophyceae; Bacillariales; Bacillariaceae. The record is from the annotation of a GenBank genome assembly.